Salvelinus sp. IW2-2015 is the source of this 7002-nucleotide messenger RNA. Its product is annotated as tenascin-like. Gene Ontology annotation, molecular function: protein binding. Lineage: Eukaryota; Metazoa; Chordata; Actinopteri; Salmoniformes; Salmonidae. Gene Ontology annotation, biological process: neuron projection development; regulation of cell adhesion. The record is from RefSeq and is a predicted model, not a curated record.
CCUUGAGGCAUCCCAUUUCAACUCCUCAGCUUCCAGUAAGAGGGGUGGGGGGGUAUUUAAGAGCGCUAGGUAGGAGUGGGGUCUGACCGCAGAGUCUACUGUUUAAGAGAAAGGGAAUUCUCCCUCCGUCUCUCUUUCACUCAGUCCCUAGAUCUCCUGGCUGCUCUCUCUCUCUCUUUCUCCCCUCUCACUGGCUACAGCAUCAGCAGGCUGGCUCUCUAGGUGGCAGGAAUAGAGUGACUGAGAGAAAGAGAGGAAAAUGACAUAACUGUCAUUGAUUUAGAAGGCAAAGACACAGACCCACAAGAACAUUUGUUUUAUUUGAGCCCAACUCUCUACUACAUUGAUUUAGCUCCAGUGGAGAGAUUCUGUGAAUUCAGUAGAAGGAUACAAGGGCAUCUUCGCCAUCUCACAGAUAGAACGACUCCAUUCUCCUGACAGAUCACGAGUUCUCCCAGCAGGACGUGACAGGACCUGGUCACCAUGGUGAUGAAAGGCCUGCUCCUAGGCUGUGUGACCGUGACCGUGUUGCUCCAGCUCUCCAGCGCCGGCCUGGUCAAGAAGAUCAUCCGCCACCGCAGAGAGACCCUGAGAGACCCCUCUGAGAACAUGACCCUGCCCCACCCUGACCAGCCAGUGAUCUUCAACCACAUCUACAACAUCAAUGUCCCCUCCAGCUCCCUGUGUUCCGUAGAUGUGGAGAGCCCCGGAGGAACCGAGAUCAAGCCCAAAGGAAGUCCAGUCCAGUCGGACAUGCAGACCACAGAGCACCUGGAGCACACGGUGGACGGGGAGAACCAGAUCGUGUUCACCCACCGCAUCAACAUUCCCAAGCAGGCGUGCGGCUGUGACAACCACAUGCACGACAUGAAGGACAUCCUGAGCAGGUUGGAGAUGCUGGAGUCUGAGCUGUCCAGCCUCAGAGAACAGUGUGGCAGUGGAACCAGCUGCUGUGGAGCUCAGAUUACAGGUGAGGUGGCCACCAAGCCUUACUGUAACGGCCGUGGUAACUUCAGCACUGAGACCUGCAGCUGUGUGUGUGAGCCCGGCUGGAAGGGACCCAACUGCACCGAGCCUGAGUGCCCCAACUUCUGCCAGGACCAGGGGCGCUGCAUCGACGGCAAGUGUGUCUGCUUCGAGGGCUUCGAUGGAGAUGACUGCAGUAUGGAGCUGUGUCAGGUGGACUGUGGGGACAACGGGGAGUGCAUCGACGCCAUGUGUAUCUGUGAGGAAGGCUUCACAGGGAACGACUGCUCCCAGACCAACUGCCUGAACAACUGCCUGGGGCGYGGCCGCUGCGUGGACGAUGAGUGUGUGUGUGACGAGCCGUGGACGGGCUACGACUGCUCCGAGCUCAUCUGUCCCAACGACUGCUACGACCGCGGCCGCUGCRUCAACGGAACCUGCUUCUGCGAGGAGGGCUUUACCGGAGUGGACUGUGGGGAGCCUAUCUGCCCCAGCAACUGUAACAACCGCGGGGUGUGCGUCAACGGCCAGUGUGUGUGUCACUCCGGCUACAGCGGGGAAGACUGCUCCAAGCUCACCUGCCCCAACGAUUGUACUGAGAGAGGCCACUGUUUCAACGGGAGGUGCAUCUGCGACCCAGGCUUCGAGGGAGUGGACUGUUCCAUUUUGUCCUGCCCAGACAACUGCAGCAACAGAGGCCAGUGUGUCAAUGGAGAGUGUGUCUGCAAUGCAGGAUUCGAGGGCGAGGACUGUUCUGAAAUCUCCUGCCCUAUGAAGUGUCUGAACCAAGGGAGCUGUGUGAACGGAGAGUGUGUGUGCAGUAAAGGCUUCGCGGGGGAUGACUGCAGCAUCAAGACCUGCCCCAAAGACUGCCUGGGACACGGCGAGUGUGUUGACGGCAAGUGUGUGUGCUUUGUGGGCUUCACAGGCAAAGAAUGCAGCGAGCUGACUUGUCCCAACAACUGUCUGAACCGUGGCCACUGUGUCAAUGGCCAGUGUGUGUGCAACCAGGGCUUUGCUGGGGAGGACUGCAAUGAGAAGACGUGUCCCAAUAACUGCCUGGAGAGGGGUUACUGCGUGGACGGGAAGUGUGUGUGCUUCGAGGGAUUCCAGGGCCUGGACUGUUCUCUGCUGACCUGUCCAGGAGACUGCGAKGACCAGGGGAAAUGUAUGAACGGAGUGUGUCUGUGUAACGAAGGCUUCAUCGGAGAAGACUGCUCUGAGGUGUCUCCACCCAAGGACCUGACAGUGCUAGAGGUCACCCAGGAGACAGUGGACCUCUCCUGGGUUAACGAGAUGCAGGUGUCAGAGUACCUGGUCACCUAUGUGCCAACCGCCCUUGGAGGCCUGGAGCUGGACAUGCGUGUGCCUGGGGAYAAGAAGACUGCCACCAUCAGUGAGCUGGAGCCUGGUGUGGAGUACCUGAUCAGUGUCUUCGCUGUCCUCAACAACAAGAGGAGUGUCCCUGUCAGUGCCAGGGUGGCAACACAUCUCCCUGAGCCUGAGGGACUCAAGUUCACAUCAGUGAGGGAGACUGCAGUAGAGGUUCAGUGGGACCCUUUGGACAUCCCCUUUGAUGGCUGGAACCUCAUCUUCAGAAACACUAAAGAGGAGAACGGGGAAAUUCUGAACUCCCUGGGCAGCCCUGACACCAUGUUUGAGCAGUCUGGGCUGGGACCUGGUCAGGAGUACGAGGUCAAACUGGAGGUGGUGAAGAACACACUACCAAGCGAGCCCCCCCCAGCACGCAAGAACGUUUUCACAAGUGAGUGUACAUCCAUUUGUUUACAGGACAACAAUUUACUCCUCCGGCAAAUAACCCCCCCCCCAAGUAUAUGCACUUGGUGGCACUGUAAUACCCAAGGUUACAGGUCAUAAUACAGCCUCAACGACAACCCCUCAGACAGGAACACAGUGGAGCUGUCCUCCAGCGACACACAGUACCACCUGGGCAGCCUGAACCCUGACACAGAGUAUGAGGUGUCUCUCAUGGCCAAGAGGGGAGAGAUGACUAGUGUGCCUGUGUCAGAGAACUUCCUAACAGACCUGGAUGCCCCGCGGGAUCUGCAGGCGGGAGAACUGACUGACGAGAGCAUCACUCUGGAGUGGAAGAACAGCCAGGCUAAAGUAGACAACUACCGCAUCAAAUACGGCCCCCUCUCUGGAGGAGACCACGGGGAGCUGCUGUUCCCUACCGGACCCCUGGACACCACCCAGGCCAAGAUCACUGGCCUGAGACCUGGGACAGAGUAUGGGAUGGGAGUGACUGCCGUGAAGAGUGAGCGUGAGAGCCUUCCUACCACCACCAAUGCCGUUACGGCAUUGGAUGCGCCUAAAAACCUUGAGGUGGAGUCUUCCACUGAGACUCAGCUGGUGCUGGUGUGGCAGAAGCCGGUGGCUAAGAUCGACAAGUACAAGUUGCUAUAUGUGUCAGCCGACGGGUACAGGGCUGAGUUGACGCCCUUCUCCAAUGACAUCAAGUUCACCCUGAGGAACCUGACGCCUGGCAUGCUGUACACUAUAACCCUGACCGCUGAGAGGGGACACAAGCAGAGUGGCCCCACAACCAUCUCAGCAGCAACAGAAGCUGAACCCAUCGUGGAGUAUCUCUUGGUCUCCGACGUCACAUCAGACAGCUGUAAACUGGCCUGGUCAGCGGAAGAGGACCUCUUUGAUAGUUUUGUCAUUAUGAUCAAUGAUACAAACGACGACCUCGCUUCUCCGCAAGAGGUGGUCGUGCCCGGGGAGGAGAGAACAACAGUGCUUACUGAGCUAAUUGAGGACACAGAGUACAAAAUUGAGCUCUAUGGAGUCAUUUCGGGACAGCUCUCCAAUUCUAUUUCCGUGGUGGCAAAAACAGGGCUGGGCACACCCACGGGCAUCCGCUUCUCUGAAGUCACUGAUACCUCUGCCACCGUACACUGGGCAAUCCCCAGAGCUCGAGUGGACAGCUUCCGUGUCACUUAUGUCCCUGCUCAGGGAGGCGCUCCCAAGACUGUGACAGUGGGUGGAACUGAGACUCAGACCGUGCUGCCAAACCUGACCCCUGGAGUUACCUACCAGGUGUCCGUCAUUUCUGUGAAGGGACAGAAGGAGAGUGAGCCAGGCUCCAGCAGCGUCACCACAGCUCUGGACAAGCCCCGUGGUCUAACCGCAGUCAACAUCACUGACACUCAGGCUUUGCUCCACUGGCAGCCUGCCAUCGCCACUGUAGACGGAUAUGUCAUCACCUACAGCGCAACACUGGUUUCCCCAGUGAUGGAGAGAGUGUCUGGGAACAUUGUCGAGUUUGAGAUGAGCUCCUUGACCCCUGCCACCCACUACACUGUCAAGGUCUAUGCCAUGAGAGCGGCUGCUAAGAGCGCCGUCACCACAACUGAGUUCACCACUGAUGUGGAUGCCCCUCAGGACCUGGCAGCCAGUAACAUCCAGACAGAGAACGCCAUGUUGACUUGGAAGGCCCCACGCGCUGACAUAACCGGCUACAUCCUCAGCUUCGAGUCAGCUGACGGCACAAUCCGGGAGGUUGUCCUGAGCCCCACAGCCACCUCCUACAACAUGGCCCAGCUGAGUGCCUCCACUGAGUACUCCGUCAGACUGCAGGCCAUCGCAGGGCCCAAGAGGAGCAGAGUCGUCACCACCGUCUUCACCACCAGUGGUGUGGCGUUGUACAAACACCCCAGGGACUGCUCCCAGGCCUUGCUGAAUGGAGACACAGCUUCUGGUGUUCACACCAUCUACCUGGGUGGAGAUGAGAGUCAGCCCAUACAGGUCUACUGUGACAUGGACACGGAUGGAGGUGGAUGGAUUGUGUUUGUCCGACGCCAGAGCGGUAAACUGGAGUUCUUCCGCAACUGGAGGAACUACACUGCUGGCUUUGGUGACACGAACGACGAGUUCUGGCUCGGCCUGUCAAACCUCCAUAAGAUCACAGUAGCAGGACAGUAUGAACUCCGUGUGGACCUCAGAGACAAGGGGGAUGUAGCCUACGCCCAGUAUGACAAGUUCUCUGUCUCUGAUCCCCGCAGUCGCUACAAGGUCCACGUUGGAGGCUACAGCGGGACCGCGGGUGAUUCUAUGACCUACCACCAUGGUCGCCCRUUCUCAACCUACGACCAUGACAAUGACAUCGCCGUCACAAACUGUGCCCUGUCCUACAAGGGUGCCUUCUGGUAUAAGAAUUGCCAUCGUGUCAACCUUAUGGGACGAUAUGGAGAUGACAGUCAUAGCAAGGGAGUCAACUGGUUCCAUUGGAAAGGCCACGAGCACUCCAUUGAGUUUGCUGAGAUGAAGAUCAGGCCAUCCAACUUCAGGAACUUUGAGGGAAGAAGGAAGCGAUCGUAAACCAACCGACCAAUCCACGCUCCGACCCCUCUCCUCCGCUUCGUGACCCCUGAACCCGUCCUCCAUCCUCUGCCCCUGCUGAAUCCAGGGUAGCAUUCCAAAUGGCACCCUAUUCCCUAUGUAGUGCACUACUUUACGGGCCCUCGUCAAAAGUAGUGCACUACAUAGGGAAUAGGGUGCCAUUUGGGGCACAACCCACACCUCCCUGCAGCUACCAAAGCCACUGCCAAGAGCCCAGCCACCUCAAAUGACACCCCUCCUCCUGCUCACUCACAGAAAUAAGCACAGAUUCAGUCAAAUUCACUACAAAUUCCACUAUCCAACCCCACCUGAUACAAAAUGGUUGUGUGCAGUAUAAAUACUGUCAAAGCCAAAUUGAUGUGAAAAAAAAUGAACUCCACCAACCAAGCCCACGCUGAUUAAACAUGCACCAAAGAGAGCUUAAUCUAUGAAACCCGAGUAUAAAGCAUUUCUUUCUUUCUUCUCACUCUCACAAUGUUACAGCACUAAGCGGAGGGGUGCAUUUGAGUCUGGUAUGGCAUGGCACAUUAACAUGUAGAAUACUGAUGUUUUCUGCCUCUACAGUGUGUCCAUCUCCUCCAGCCACAGUAGCUUGUUCAUUAGGGUGUUUGCAGAGAGGGCAUGGCUGUCUACAUACAUGUGGUCUUGUUUUAGUGUCAGGGCCUCUUCAAUAAUACUGGUAACCUCUAAACUGGAUUAUAGAAAUGAUAUUCUUUGAAUAACACAACACCCAACAAAAGCACAUACUGUACAGUGUGUACAUUCAAUUCCAUCAUCCGGAUUGUAGUGAUGUUAUUGAUCUCCUGGAUUGAAGUGAGAUUAUUGAUCAAAAAGGAUUUUCUUCGUAAACCGCACGACUCGUUCAAAUGUCAAAUGUCUAUGUCAAAUGGAGCGAGAUCACAUAGAAAGCUCACCGAGAAAGUCCUAUCUUGUCAUUCAUUAGUCUAUGUGUGACUCGUCCUUUGUCACUUGUUCUUUCCCUCUCUCCCUCUCCCGAAAUCCCCUUUUCACCUCAACCUGCAAACUGUCAUCUGAAAUGAUAUGGGCAAAAUAAAUGACAUUCUGAAUAUGGAUCAUCUGCUGCAUCCCACAGACAUAUGUGGAUGACAUGACGUGUUUCCAUUGGUUGUGUGGGUCAUGCAAGUGCUGUGCAAUUGUUUCUUACACAUUUACCUGAGCUAGUACUAUUUUUUCCUCCAGCUAUCAUGCAUUAGUAGCUACAGGAUCCAGAGAAAAAAGUCAAUGUGUUUGAUUUGUUUUAUUUCCUUUAUAAAUCCAAGGCAGGACCUAUUAUUCAAUAUAUAAUGAAAUGGUGGGUGAUUGUUACAUUUUUGCAAAAUGUGAAAUACAUAUGUGGAUACAUAUAUGUAUGCAACAAGAGUCAGAGGGGAAUAUUGUAUUGAAAUACAAAAUAUAUUGAUGCUGAAAAUAGUUUAAUGGCCAAUUCCAAUUGACAUUGUAAGGUCACAAUGUUCACUUUGCUGAGAAACAUCUAUUUGGGCACACCAACAUUAACUAAGGAGAAGUUUAGUUAAGAGGGGAAUAUUGUGUUGAAAUACAAAAUAUAUUGACGCUGAAAAUAGGUUAAUGGCAAAUUCCAACUGACAUUGUAAUGUCACAGUGUUCACCUUGCUGAGAAACAUAUAUUUGGGCACACCAAAAUUAACUAAA